Lactuca sativa (garden lettuce) is the source of this 915-nucleotide messenger RNA. RefSeq names its product bidirectional sugar transporter N3. Gene Ontology annotation, cellular component: membrane. Gene Ontology annotation, molecular function: sugar transmembrane transporter activity. The record is from RefSeq and is a predicted model, not a curated record. NCBI's taxonomy places the organism in Eukaryota, Viridiplantae, Streptophyta, Magnoliopsida, Asterales, Asteraceae. Gene Ontology annotation, biological process: carbohydrate transport.
AUGGAGAUUUUCGAUCUGCAUCAUCCGUUGAUUCUGGUCUUUGGCAUCCUGGGUAACAUUGUGUCUACCGGUGUUUACUUUGCGCCACUGCCUACAUUUAUUCAAAUAUUGAAGCAAAAAUCCACAAUGGGGUUCCAGUCUUUGCCAUAUGUGGUGUCCAUGUUUAGCGCAUUGUUGUGGAUGUACUAUGCAUUUAUCAAAAAAGGCGACACUUUCCUUCUGAUCACAAUUAACGCUCUUGGUUCAUUAGUUGAGUUUAUUUACAUCAUCAUUUUCUUGGUAUAUGCUACACCUAGUGUCAAGAAGCAUACAAUUAUGGUUGUGAGUGCUACGAUGGUGUUGUGCAUUGUAAUAUCUCUGGGAUCGUUUUACUUCUUGGAAGGAGUGAGUCGGGCACUAGUUGUGGGUUGGAUUUGUGUUGGAGUUUCCGUUUGUGUUUUUGCAGCACCUCUUACCAUAGUGUUUCAAGUUGUGAAGACUAAAAGCAUCGAUUUCAUGCCAUUCCCAUUAUCAUGCUUCCUCACGUUAAGCGCCAUGAUGUGGUUUGCGUAUGGGAUGUUCACAUCUGACUUAUGUGUUACUGUUCCCAAUGUUCUAGGUUUUGUAUUGGGCAUAAUUCAGAUGUCAGUAUAUAAAUAUUACAAACAAAAUAGAAGAAAGGUGCCAGGCAUUCUAGAAGCAAAGGAGAAAGAACACAUAAUAAACAUAAAUACAUCCAAUUCGGAAGUAUACCCUGUGGAUUCUGGUCAGAGCAGCGCAACUGAAACCGAAGAAGAAAAGAAUACAACGAAGGGUGGUGGUGAAGUUAUUGAGCAUAAUAAGUGCAGGCCAAGGGCGACGGUGGAUGUUGAACCUUGUGGAGUGGAAGUAGUCACUAUCAGUGUGAAGCCUGUGCUCAUAAUUUGUACAGCUUAA